AUGCGCCUUCCUUACUAUCUCUUUAUCGGCACUGCUGGCCUGUUGGCCUCUGUCGAUGCCACCAGCAUUCCCCGCUCAUCUGAACACACGUCCGGCUCAACAUCAUCGUUGAUAGCCACUCAAUUCGGAACAGUAUUUGACACAUCUAUGGUGAUUGGGAAUCAGACUUUCCAGAUGCUUGUUGAUACUGGUAGCAGCGACACCUAUGUUAUGAGGAAUGGUUUUGAUUGCAUUAAUGCAACGAGUAACCUGGUCAUCCCCGAGGCAGAUUGUCUCUACAAAAACAAAACCUACCACAAUUCUCGCACCCAUCGCCACAUUCCUGGUCAGAUGUUUGGCAUCCAGUACGGUGCUGGACUUGCAAGUGGAGAAAUGGCAUACGAGGACGUGACUCUCAGCGGCAUCACCGUCAAGGGACAGAAAAUUGGCAUUGCCAAUAUCUCCAACCCGAUGGGCGACGGCGUGAACAGUGGCCUGCUUGGUCUGGCAUAUCCCUCAAUUACUUCAGCGCACCCGGCAAACCAUUCUUCCAAUGAAACCUAUUGGUUCGACAGGCUGCCAUAUAACCCACUUGUGUACACAAUGUACGAAAAGGGCCUGAUCGAUCCCUAUUUCAGCCUUGCAUUGGCGCACACUCCUCAGAAUUCCUCUACUGCCUUUGGCGGAUACCUGACUAUUGGCGGCCUCCCACCUGUCAACCACAGCUCCGAAUUCACCACCGUCCCCGUGGAGAUUCUGAAAGAUAUCCCCACAAGCUUCACAUCUGGGAAACGCGCUAGAUCAUACUGGGCAACUACAAUCAGAGAAGUCAAAUAUGGUUCUUCCUCCGAAAGCUUGACCACAAACUCGACUUCUUUCCAAGUAUUCAUCGAUUCCGGCAACUAUAUCCAGUAUUUACCGUCCGGAGUUGUGGAGCCCAUCAACGCUCUAUUUGACCCCCCCGCAAAGUACAACGCGGAUUACGGGGCUUAUGUCGUUGAUUGCUCUGCGAAAGCCCCGCAGUUCGGAUUUACACUGGGCAAUCAGACAUUUUUCCACAAUGGUGAAGAUUUAAUCUAUCAGACCGGCGAGGGCUUUUGCAUCACCAACAUCGCCUCGUCAGAGGCUGUUUCCCUGGCGGGCGGGAUAACACUUAAUGUUAUUGGAGUUCCCUUCCUCAAAAACGUUGUUGCUGUGCAUGACUUCGGAAAGAAUGAAAUGAGGUUUGCGAAAUUGUUGGAUUCUAACUCUACCACUUCGGGGACUGCUGCGGCUGGAAGCGGAACUCCUGCCUCUUCUCUUGGCUCGAAGUCUGUGGAGCGAGUUUCUUGGGUGCAAGUUGCAAUGGCUGCAGGCGCAGGUUUGUCAUUUAUCUUUUGA
This is a messenger RNA of Penicillium manginii, 1359 nucleotides long. RefSeq names its product pepsin-like aspartic protease. The coding region runs from base 1 to 1359 and encodes 452 amino acids. Gene Ontology annotation, molecular function: aspartic-type endopeptidase activity. The record is from RefSeq and is a predicted model, not a curated record. Gene Ontology annotation, cellular component: fungal-type vacuole. Gene Ontology annotation, biological process: proteolysis. Lineage: Eukaryota; Fungi; Ascomycota; Eurotiomycetes; Eurotiales; Aspergillaceae. The transcript has a single exon.